This is a messenger RNA of Ostreococcus tauri, 3297 nucleotides long. RefSeq names its product Armadillo-type fold. Lineage: Eukaryota; Viridiplantae; Chlorophyta; Mamiellophyceae; Mamiellales; Bathycoccaceae. Bases 1 to 3297 code for a protein of 1098 amino acids. Gene Ontology annotation, molecular function: microtubule binding. The transcript has a single exon. Gene Ontology annotation, biological process: microtubule cytoskeleton organization. Gene Ontology annotation, cellular component: cytoplasmic microtubule. The record is from RefSeq and is a predicted model, not a curated record.
AUGGCGCGCGCGGGGCGAUGGGCGCGACAUCGUCGAUCGCCAUUGCGCGACGGUUCGUCUUCCACCUCCCGUCGCCGCCGCGCGCGCGCGCGGGACCGGCGCGCGCGCGUCGUCGGUCCCGCGCGCGCGGGGGGGGGGCGCGGACGCGGACGCGGGUGGCGCGGCGGCGAUCGCGUGGGAUUUGAAAUUUGUCCAAACAAACGACAGCUGUCGACGAUGAUUCCGUCCGACGUGGACGUGAACGCGGCGCUGCGCGCGCUGGAACCGGCGUCGAGGGAUGCGAAUGGGUUCAAGGCUCGAAGCGCGCUGGUGGCGAUGCGAGAGCUCGCGAUGGGGGCGAUGAGAGAUGGAAAGGAUUGCGGCGCGGGGGCGAGCGCGUGUUGGAGCGGGAUACGAAACGCGUUGGGAAGUCAGAAGAGAGAGAUUCGAUCGGACGGUGUGAAGACGAUGUGCGCGUUCUUGGAGGCGCGGGCGAUGACGGAGAAGGACGCGGAGGAGCGUCUGGGGUUCGCGUGGAUGGACAACAAUUGGAGGUUUCGCGUUUCGGCGAUUGAAAUUUUGAGCGGCGCGUGCGCGAGCGAAGGCGGAGCGCGGAGGUGUUUCGAUCGCUUCGCGGGCGCGCUGGGCGAUCGCGAGGCGGAGGUGCGCGAGCGCGCGAUGGAUGGUAUCUUGAUGGUGCACGAGCGAUUUCCAUCGGUCGUGCGCGCGGCGCUCGAAGCGGCGAGGGACGACAUGCGUCCGCAGCACGUCAAGGAACUGGAGCGACGAAUGAACGAGACGGAGACUGGUGUUCGCACCAUCGCGUCGAGUGGUGGGAACACGAGUGCGAGCGCGAGUGAGGACGGCGCCGUCGUCGCGGCCCCGGUUUUGGGUGACGCUUUGGUGCCGCCGCCGCCGGAGAAGAUUUCGAGCGAAAGAGAGCUCGCGCGGGCGAUGGAUCGCAUCGGGCGAGAUUUGAAUCCGAGUCAGGAUUGGUUACAGCGCAUUGCGGCCAUGGUACGGCUGGAAGCGAUCACCCUCGGCGGAGGCGCCGAUGUGUACGAGGAAACGUACACGGAGUCGCUUGGGAAAUUAGUCGAGAUGCUCAACGCGCAAAUCGGCGAUAAAAGAAGCGCGGUGGUGAAGCAGGUGUCGCACCUGAUCGUCGUCCUCGCGCGCAACGCAUCGACUGCGUUCGAGAAGUACGUCGAUCAGUUCUUACGGGCGCUAUUGAAGACGACCAUCGUCACUAUCGGCGUCAUCGCCGAAAGCGGAAACGCGUGCAUUCGCGGCGUCAUUGCUCACUGUGAGGCGCCUCGCAUCGUGAACAUCCUCGCCGAAACGGUCGUGAACGAGCGCUCGCCGAAGAUGCGCCGGUACAUCGUCGAGUAUAUGACGCUGAUACUGAAGAGCUGGAGUCUCAACGAGCGACAAAUUGAGUCAAUCGGUGGGGCGCUGCAAAAGACGCUGAGCGACGCCGACGCAAUGGUUCGCUCGAAUUCGAAGGCAUGUUUUGAAGUUUUAUCCGUUACUGCACCAGCGGCGAGUGAAGUACUAUUGACAAAGGUGCACUCGAAAGUCGCGAGGACCUUAUCCGGUGGUGCGAUGGAGAGUGAAUCUGAGACGAGAGGCUCGCGAGGUGCGAGUUCAAAGGGCGGAGCAGCGCCGAAGCCUUGGCAGAAACCGCCUCAAGGGAAACGUCCGCAGAAUGAUAUUGUCUUUGAGGUUGUCGUGGCAGAGAAACCGCCGCCUGCCGGAGCGCAGGCGCAGCCGAAGCAGUCGAUAGUUAAUGAUCGGCCUGGAAACGCCGCGACGCGCGCGCAGCCGACGCCCAAACCAGCUGCCAUAGUUCCUGACAUCGCCGAAGUGGUUAUGUUUGCCGAGCGAGUCGAACGCGCGGCUGAAAGGGCGUCGCGCGCCGACGCGUGUUCUAAACUACGAGACGCAUUAGACGAUGCGGAUGUUCGCACGCACGGCGCGAGCGCGGUGCAAUUUGAGGCGCAGGUGACGCUACACGCGUCCCGCAUCGCCGAACUCAUUUUGGGCUACAUAUCGGACACGAAUGCGCUCGUUAUCGAUCCCGCUCUCGAGGCCGUGAGCAUUCUAGUGUAUGUCGCGACGGAUGAGCUCAAGCCGUUAAUGCCAGACCUGUGCCUUGGCGUGUUUGAGUGUUUGACAGACUACAGAGAGUCAACGCGAGCACUCGCAUCGGAGGCGCUCACGGCUAUUGGAGACGCACACAAACCGGACGCACUCCUGCCAUCACUUCUGCGCUCGCUGAGUCUCUCAGAGACGCCACGUGCGAAGACUGGUGUGCUUGAGUUCGCUCUUUACGUCUUGUCCGGUCGUGGCGGUGGUGCAAAUGAAGUCUCGUAUCCUCCAGCAAAAGUAUCGCCCGAUUUGGAGUCAUGGAUUGAUUUAGUAUUCGAGUUGGCGUGCGAUGUUGACGAAGCUAUGGCGAAAGCCGCGGGAUCAAACCUAGCCGCCAUUUACUCGCACGUUGAUGACAGCGUCGUGACAAACCGACUGAUGGGGAGUUCAGAGUUCAAGAGAGUACGAUUCAUGGAGGCGUUGGAGCGGCGCGUUCCUAAACUGGCGCGAGUUCUGCAACCUCUACUCGAAGCCGCACAGCCGCCGCCACCAAAGGCGAAAACACCCAAGUUCAAGGCCCCAAACGACGCAGGCUGCGAUAGCUUGGAUGAUGACUACGCGGACCAGAACGUCACAUUACUCAAUCGAAUGUAUGAAACCAUGAAAAUUGAGGCGUCCCCGGCGAAACAUCGAACGUUCGGUGAACGUGUCGUUGAAGCUUUAGAGGGCUUACGAGAUGAAAACGUUGACGUUGUCGUUCGUUCCUUGCGAGACAUCACGGCUUUGGUGAUGGAAGAUUUCGAGCAGUUGAAAACGUACCUCAAGCUGAUCGUUCCGGCGAUGUGCUCAACGAUGGACGAUAGGAAUGAGCUCGUCGCCGCUCACGCGUUCGGCGCUCUGAAUGCGAUUUUCCAAAAUCCCCGCAUCGAUGCCGGCGAUGCCUUUACGGCAUUAUCGCCCUUGGUAAGUGCGAGUGCGUCAUCGGACUCGCCGAUGUACUGCGUGCAGACGGUGAUCGAUCACGCGAUGACGGAUGCAGAGGACAUGGAUAUCAUUCUUCCCUCGCUUGCACGGGCGUGCGAAAGCAAAACGCUCGCCGUCCGGCAGCGCGCUUUCCACGCGCUCGGCACCGUGCAGCGCGUGUUUGGGGCCGAGUUUGUGUCGCCGUUCGUCAAUUCGAUGGCAUCAGAACAUCGAGAGUUAAUCGAAUACUACGCACGAAAGUGA